Messenger RNA from Acanthoscelides obtectus, 1175 nucleotides. Lineage: Eukaryota; Metazoa; Arthropoda; Insecta; Coleoptera; Chrysomelidae. The record is from the annotation of a GenBank genome assembly.
CUACGGACGUCGGUUUUUUUACCGACCUCGCCUGGCGGUGACGUUUGUGACUAAAUGCACGGAGACACACUCAUCGUCAAGUCUACCGACCGACGGCGACGCGACGGCCCACUCUGGUGGUUGAUCAUGGCCGACAUGGAUGUUGUUAUUGACAAUGAAUUGUUGAUCCAUUGUGUCCAAACAAGGCCUGUUCUGUGGGACAAAACAUUGGAGAGUUUCAAAGAUCGGAACGCCACAAGGAAUGCGUGGCAUGAAGUUUGUCACGAACUGCUGAAGGAUUUUGACAACCUGGAAGACAGCAAAAAGAAUGACUUUGGUAGAGAAGUGAUGAAAAGGUGGAAACAUUUACGUGAUGCUUUUAUCAGAUCAGAAAAGAAUUUCAAAGAAUCUAAAGCAAGUGGUUCACAGGCCUCCAAGAGAAAAAAAUACAUUUUUAACGAUGAGCUACAGUUUCUGCGCAAAAUAUACAAAGAAAGAGAAACAGAAGAGAGUUAUGACAACGAAGAUGAGGAGAUUGCAGGAGCCAGUGCUGCGACAGUACUAACGGAAGUGACUGAAAUUGAAGGCUCAACCAAAGCAGUUGUUUCAAAAGCAAAACCGCCUACAAGACAACAUAAAAAGAUGGAUGAUGUCGACCUGAAAAUUUUGCGGGCAAUGGAGCAAACAGAACCGAAAAAUAAAACGACAAAUUGCAAUUCUUUGAAAGCUUGCUGCCUCAUGAAGACAAAUUUGACGACAACCAGUGGCUUCAAUGGCAAAUGGAAUUUCUCAAAGUCAUUUCUAAAGUCAAAAAUUCAUAUCCCUGCAUACCUCAACCCUGAAAUGUACAGAACCAUUCUACUUCCCAGUUUAAUCAACAAUCCAACCUUACCCAACCUGUCAACGUUCCCUACAUGUGUCAACGAGCAUUUGCGAAUCAAAGGAUGUCCCCUCAGUAUCCAGCACAACAAAUGACCUGCUCCCCUUUCACAAAUUUCCAGCAUAUUUCAAAUGAAACCCAGGAUAAAGGUUUUGCUUGUCAAAUGAUCAGGGAUGAUAAUGUUCAGCCUUCUCGCAGCCCUUCUGUAGCUUCUUCAUCAACCACAAUUGAUUUCACAGAAUUGUAAUUGAACGUCAUCAACUAUUGCCAAAAAUGUAAUACAAUGUUGUAACUUAUUCUGAGCAGAAAUAUAUGG